This is a messenger RNA of Ostrea edulis (European flat oyster), 3470 nucleotides long. RefSeq lists its product as uncharacterized. Bases 999 to 1727 code for a protein of 242 amino acids. The transcript is spliced from 4 exons. The record is from RefSeq and is a predicted model, not a curated record. NCBI's taxonomy places the organism in Eukaryota, Metazoa, Mollusca, Bivalvia, Ostreida, Ostreidae.
CACAGAAGGGCGACCAAAAUCAAUAGCGAUGUAAAUUUUAAACAUUCUUAUCCGCUUGAGAAGUUUGGUAUCCAAAACCAUCGGUCGAUAAAUGACAACUUAUUGCAUGAACUUGAUCAAUAUUCCGUAUGACUGGAUGUUUCAGGAUACGUUAAUUCAUCCGAGUGAAUAUAAGCUGCUCACAGGACAGGCGCCUCAGCUACGAAGACAUCUGUCGCGCGGGGACCAUUUUUAUCUCCGCAGAAAAAAGAAGAAAGAAAUCAAAAACAGUGACGCUACACGUGAUCAAAAUUUUAUGUGUUGUACAGCUGCCCGUAGUGGUGGGGAUCUCGAUCUCUCAUAUAAAACAGAUUACAUCAUAUCUUUUAAUUAUCAGACGUAUUUCCCAGUCUUUCAACAAACGAUAAAUACUAUCAAACUAAGUCGGCAUGUACUACCACUAAAUAGUGCGACAAAUAAUAGGACACCACUAUUAUUUUGGACGUAGCCACGUUAACUUUAUUCCAGGCCCGCCGUUGGACAUCUGGACCUUUGUGACCUAAUUAGUAAGGUUAACGAGUUUUGAGGGGCGUGGUUCCACUGUGGUGAAGGUGUGGACCAAUAAUUACUGGAAUUAUCAUUGUAACUGGUUGUAUGUGCACUUUUUAGCGGAAACCACUCUUGUCCCAUGUUAUUAAUUUUUGGAGGGACCACAGUGUGUUGUGACGGUCACUGUGUUACGCAUUCUCUGUGCACGUUUAUCUGCAUACACUAGUUAUCUGUCUAUUGUGUGUGGGUACGAAAUAUGAUUCAGUGAAGCCCACAAUAACUAGCGCGCAGCAGAGAGAGAGAGCGAGAGCGAAAGAGGUGGCGCGUAGUGUUGUCCGGAUUUUCGUUGGGACAGAACGCGAGCGACGGUACACAGCAGACGACUUUUAAUUUUCGGGGCCGACUGUGUUUUUUUUCUAAUUUCAUUUCUGAAAUUCACAAGUUGAUUUCACGUGUGUUACACCGUAAAUAUGGCUAGGAUGUCUAAUUACCUGUUCUAUACAUUGUGUGUAUUGGAUUUUAUUUAUUUAACUGAUGCUGUGUGUAAAUACAUGAAACAAGACAUUGCGUACAAAGUGGUGAAAGCUGAUGUUGUUUUAACAGGAAUACCCCAAAAAUUUAUAGACGGAGAUAGUAAAUAUUAUCCCGGUAUACCAGGAGCCAAGGCAUUUGAAAUGAAUGCAGCAUGCAUCUAUAAAGGGCCCAAUAUGAACGAGGCGGUGACUGUAUACGGAGCUGGUAUAUUUGAGGAUGCAUCAGGAAUGUGCCACAACACAACUGUUAAAGUAGGUGAGGAAACCAUACUCUACUUAGAGAAGAAGCCCAAUGGUGAUCUGGUAAUGGAGUUUGUGAAUGACCCAGCGCAUUUUAUAGACGAGCUGAGUGUGUGCGGACUAGAUAAACCCAAACUUGUUAUAGGCCAUCCAGAAGCCGAUUAUUUAGAUGAUAUCUGUCCUUAUGCCGGGGAUGAAUGCGUUAGGUACAUAGAACCAACUACAAAGACGAUCAAAACGGAAGCCCCUACACAGCCACCCACACCGGAACCAGAACCAACAACAGCAAAACCCAACCCAACGACGAAGAAAGAAUUGUAUAGUGUCAGGCCUCAAGUCAAAGAUGGCGAUAACGGAGUAUCGACCUUGACACCCAUGACCUUGAUAAUAACAAUUUCUACCAUUCUGGGUUAUUUGUUGGUUUGAGUAUAAAGAACAUAAUUGUAGGAUAUUUAAUGAAUUAUCACUUGUCGUUAAUGUUAUCGCUUUAAGAAAUGUGUGUACUUUAUAAGUAUAUCAUAGAUGAGAACGGUGAAUCCGAAAUAACCAUUGUCAUUCCAAAGUGCCAUCCAUCAGCAAUAUGGCAAAUACUGUGGUUCGUAUUGAUUUUUUUUUAUUUUUGCAAAUUUCGGAGUUCAUUAUUAUAAAUACUCUUCCAUAUGAACUACCUCUAAGCUUCGUUGUGCGAUCUUGUUGAAAGUUAUAUAUAAGUCAGGAAUGUAUGACAAUACUCUUGUAGUUUAUGUCUUCCCAGCAAUUGAAAUAGAAGGCCUUUCAACUUAGAUAGAUUACUUUCACCAACACUAUAUGGAUAAUCAGUGUGUUUUCUUGUUUCAAUUUCAUUCUCUAUUCACUGGAGAAAUGAUCAUACCUCAACAGACGGUGGUUUUGAGAAACUUACGUCUGUACUUGUAAUGUAGCGCAUGUUUUGUAGGGGUGGGUUGGGUAACGUCUUUAAGAGUUAUCGAUCUUUGAUCGUGUCCAUUGGCUAAAGAAAGAUAACUCUUAGAGAGUGUGUAUAUAAUGGAAUUGAGUCGCCAGUAUUCCGAGAUUCAGAGAGAAAUUGUAAUUUUACUUGACCUGUAUUACGUGGCAGCCUUUAUCUGUAUAUAUAAUGUUGUACUCGGUAUGGUGUGCUUUCGUUAUGAAGUGUUUACAUUUUAUUUACAUUUUAGCUUUUAAUCAACCGAUUUCUCGCCAUUCCAUCUUUCUCACAAUACGAAAUUCGAUUUAUAUGCGGAUCUCUGGGAUAUUUUAUUUUAAUUCAUAACCCCCUCUUCUCUCCAGUUUCUGAAACUUCUUUACGAUGUCGAUGAUAUUAACGAAAUAAUAAAAGUAGACUUAGAAAAAAAUCCGUAAAGUAACAAAAUUUUCAUAAAAUUAGUUUUAAAAAAUAGAAGAUCGUGAGUCUCGGGAAUGAGAUCGAUAGACGCAUUAUUUGGAAACAGUUGUAGUUUGUUUUUGUUAUAUAUAAGUGUUCACAAUCAAAAUGCUGGAGAAGAUAUCCAUUUUUCAUGUGCAAUGUGUAUUUCGUGCAAGUCUUGGAGAGAUUUUUUUUUAUCUAUUUACGUUCAAAGGUAUACGUGUACAUGUUUUUUUAAUUAUCAUUAUUAUUUUAUGCAUACAGCUUUUUAUUUCUUCAUUUUCGUGCAAACAUGCGAGUACACCCGUUGGAAAUUGCUUGUGAGGUUCCCCAUAAUUAUGAUAAAAGCGAAGAAAAAAGAUAAAUAUUAAAUUUUGAAAAUUGUCUAGUACAUUUAUGUAUCAAACUAGUAAUCAAAAAUGUCCUCGCCUUCCUUGUUUUCAGUUUUUGUUUUGUGCUGAUUUGAUUCCAUUGUUUAGAGACAUGUCCUUUGAAUGUACUCCUCACAAUUGCAAUGUCAUGUACGUCGUAGUUUCACUUCUGAUUUUGUUACAGGCAUGAUUUAAUGAGUUUCUACAAACAGCAUAAUAGUGCUAUUAUAACCAAUAUAAGCCAAAACCAGGCGACCAUAGCGUUUGUUGAAAUUUUCCAACUUUCUUUUUCUGACGUUCUUUGGGCUCGCUAUUUGUACGCUGUCAGUUGUAUGUAUAUUUGCUUGUAUGUGUGUAUACUUGUCUAUCGGCUGAUGUUUGGUAUACAUGUGUAUGUUUUUUUUUGGUAUAAAUAAAACAUGCUCGCUGACGUCA